Dracunculus medinensis (Guinea worm) is the source of this 1410-nucleotide messenger RNA. The record is from the annotation of a GenBank genome assembly. Lineage: Eukaryota; Metazoa; Nematoda; Chromadorea; Rhabditida; Dracunculidae.
AUGACAACCUAUCAUACAAAUUUGGCCGAACUUCCAUAUAAUAUAUAUGUUCAACUUGCGGAGAGUUUGGAUUCACAUGAACGAUGGAUGAAUAUUGUGAUUGGUGUGAUUUGGUCCCGACCUGAACAAAUAUCCAUAAAAGUUGAAAAUGAUGAAAUGGUCAAAUUAACCUGUCAUGCGAAAGGAUUUCCUUAUCCUCAUUUUCAGUGGAAAACGGGCGAUGAAAAUAUUCUUGGUGAAUGCACGGAAACUUUGUGGGUGUUCAGAUGUCAAUGUAAUGUUGGCAGAGAAUUUAAAUGUGAAGUAUGGAACAUGAUAACAAAUAACAUGGCAAAUUAUCAUCUUUAUGAACAAAAGGGCGAAAUGCUGUCAUCAAAACUAGUUUCAGUGAAUAUCAAGUUGGAUUCCUUUAUUAACAGUCGCUCCCACAACGAAUUAAACUUAUCUGCCUGUGAUAAAGUUGCGUUGAUCAUAAGUAAUAGCAACUAUUUGAAUCUACCCAAUUUGGUUUUACCUCAUUGUGAUGCAGAAACAAUAGCCAAUGAGCUUCAGAAAUUAAAUUUUAAAACGGUGACCUUGGGCGAUUUAAAUCUGGAAGAAAUGAAGUUUAUAAUGAGGGAAUAUAGGAAAUUAUUGGGAGAUGGCGUUUAUGCUGUUUUUUAUUUUGCUGGCCAUGGUUUUGAAAUAAAUGGUCAGUGCUACUUGUUACCAGUGGAUGUUCCAUUAUAUAUUACUCUAGAAUGCUGCAUUCCGAUAGAAUGGUUUCUUUCACUUAUUCAUAACUGUAUUCCAUCUCUUAACGUAAUUCUGUUGGACAUUUGUCGUAAAACUUUAUGCGAUAAUUUUCGAACUUUUUUCAAUCUUGGAAACAAUUUCAAUCCAAAUGAAUGCAUUAGUCGAAAUACUGUUUAUGGAUUUGCCACAAGUCUUGGUGUAAGCGCCUUUGAAGAACGAGGAGAAAUUAAUGGUUUAUUUGUAAAGCAUCUUAAGAAACAUCUUGGAAAACGUGAAUCGAUUGUACAGAUCCUUAAUUUAACAUUCCAAGAUAUUGAAAGUGAUAGUGAAUUUGCAUAUAUACAGAUUCCUGAAUUGAGGUCAAAUUUGGCUUUACCGAGGAGUUUAUCGGAUCCCCUUAUUUUUACAAACCAUACAUUUUCAUAUGAACAUCAUACUUUGCACUGGCGGUCUAUGCACGAGUUGCCCUUACCAAUCCACGUAUUCUUCGAAAGUAAAGGUCUUCGAGUAACUAUUUGGUUUGGAUUCGCCGGCCAUUUCACCAAUAAAGUUUAUGUAUUUACUAACGUUGAUCGGAUUCCAAACGAAAUUUUAGGUGAAGAUAAUGCGAUAACAUUUGAAAAGGAUUCGGAUUACAUUGCUCGUUUACGCUUUCGAAAUGUAAUUUUAUAUUGA